Heterotrigona itama is the source of this 614-nucleotide messenger RNA. The record is from the annotation of a GenBank genome assembly. Lineage: Eukaryota; Metazoa; Arthropoda; Insecta; Hymenoptera; Apidae.
UCUUCCUGAUUGAAUAUCCAUUGGCUUGGAUGUGAAAGAAAAAUCACAAAAGCACUGAACAACUGUUAUGAACGAACUCCAGUUACGUGAACUGCUUGUCUCUCUGAAAGAUUUGUGCAAUGUAUGCCGCGAAUGGCGAGAGAGCUCCUGCAGAUCUCCAGCCACUGGGAGACGUCUCGAAUGCAGAAGAAAACGAAGAAGAAGAAGAAGAGGAGGAGAGGAAGACGGAGAGGAGAGCGGUUGGCGCCAUGGAGGCACAGGAUCGGCCGAGCGUGACGGAAAUAUGCGAGACACAUUGCGCUCGCCAACGGUGCGUCUAAUCCGAUCGGGAUUGCCGUAGAACGUGUGAAACCAUGCAAAAGCGUUCCACCGAUUCGGGCCAACUUCACCAACAGAGUUCCACCAGUAAAGAGGUGCUACCAUGCCGAUCGAGAACGCGAGAUCUUUUCAAAUACGCGAGCUUCAUGAAUUUUGGCAAGUUGCUAUCGAAAUGCGAGCAGGCUUUUCUUUCUAUUGAAUUGCGUUUGAGGCUGCUGUUUUUCCUCUGGCACGAUAUUAUUAACUUACGAAACUUACAUAGUUUUCAAACUAUUGAUUCUAGAACUAAACACUAG